AUGUCAGAGGAGAGCAAACAGUGCGUCGGAUUCAACACGAACGCUUUAUUCUCUCCAUUCGACGCACGUUUCGCCGGCUGUCAACGUUCCGUGCAACGGUGGACUGGAGCGAACCUUGUCACGCUCACCGUCAUCAUGAUCUCCAUUAUCCUCGCCGUCAAUAUGAUCGUCAACAUGGUCAUUGUGACCAUUAUCGUUAAUCUCAUCAUAAUCGUCAUCGUAGUCAGCUACAAUACCUUACGCGGAUAUAAGAGACAUCUAUCCGCAAAAAAAAACGCAAACGAACCGUACGGUAGUACUCUGAGCCGGACUCUGUCGGAGAACGCAGUCCAGUUGAUUACGGGUGGAAUGUUUGAAAUGGUCAACCAUCCGGCUGGAUUAAAAUCCCAGAGUCAAGAGGGUAAUGAAACGCCAUUCCUCGUCCAAACAGCGAAGAAUAAAAGGAACAAGGUCUUCGUUGAGGGGUUCGAUACGCCGGUCGAUCGCCAGGCGGCUAUGAGGCGGUUCAAAACGGCCAGGAUGGCACCUGGAUGUGACCCGACCGUGUUCUUCGCCAGCCUGCAGCAUCCAUUGGAUCGGGCUUUGCUGGGACUGGACAGUGUCGCGCCACCAGUUGCUGUCUGA
Opisthorchis viverrini is the source of this 624-nucleotide messenger RNA. RefSeq lists its product as hypothetical. The transcript is spliced from 4 exons. The record is from RefSeq and is a predicted model, not a curated record. NCBI's taxonomy places the organism in Eukaryota, Metazoa, Platyhelminthes, Trematoda, Opisthorchiida, Opisthorchiidae. The coding region runs from base 1 to 624 and encodes 207 amino acids.